This is a messenger RNA of Batrachochytrium dendrobatidis JAM81, 1247 nucleotides long. RefSeq lists its product as uncharacterized. Gene Ontology annotation, molecular function: phosphatidylinositol-4,5-bisphosphate binding; actin filament binding. Gene Ontology annotation, biological process: barbed-end actin filament capping; actin filament severing. NCBI's taxonomy places the organism in Eukaryota, Fungi, Chytridiomycota, Chytridiomycetes, Rhizophydiales. The coding region runs from base 3 to 1115 and encodes 370 amino acids. The transcript is spliced from 5 exons. The record is from RefSeq and is a predicted model, not a curated record.
CAAUGGCAAGACUCAACAAAUCUGCCCAGCUGAACCUUUCAGAUACCAAUAUUGCUGGUCUUGGUACCGAGCUUGAAAAGCAAGUUCGCUUGAAUGCUGCCAGGACAGAGGAAGCGUGGAAAGGCGUUGGCCAAACCCCUGGCACCAAAAUAUGGCGUAUAGAGAAAUUCCAUAUUGCUGCAUGGCCUGAAUCUUCCUAUGGCAGCUUCUACUCAGGGGACUCGUAUAUUGUUUUACAUACUUACAAGAAGCCAGACACACCUGCUCUUUUUCAUAAUGUUCAUUUCUGGCUUGGACUCCAGACUACUCAGGAUGAGGCAGGAACAGCCGCAUACAAGACAGUUGAGCUUGAUGAUUUUCUUCAUGGAACCCCUGUGCAAUUCCGUGAAGUUCAAGGAUCUGAGACACCGCUGUUCUGUUCGUAUUUCAAACAUGUCCAUGUUAUGGAAGGUGGUGUCGAGUCUGGCUUCAAUCAUGUCAAACCAACAGAGUAUGUUCCACGUCUUCUCCAGAUCAAAGGAAACAAAAACAACAUUUCGAUACACGAAGUUCCACGUACUUUUAAGAGUAUGAAUAGCGGAGAUAUCUUUAUUGCUGACGCAGGUCUCAAGAUUUAUCAGUGGAAUGGAUCUUCUGCCAAUGGACAUGAAAAGUCGCGCGCAAUGGAGUUUGCUCGUGCACUUGCUGGAGAGCGCAAAACCGCAAAGGUUGAGGUUUUUGACGAAGGUGAUCAUGAUGCAGAGCCCUUCUGGACUACAAUUGGCGGAAAGGGGCCGAUAUCUUCUGCACAAGACAGUACUACCGACUCUGCUGUGUCUCGAGAGGAUCGCAAACUAUUUCGAGUUUCGGACAGCACUGGCCCACUUCGUACUACCCUGGUUUCGACUGCUGUUAUUAAAAUGGAUAUGUUUAAACCCGACGAUAUAUUCAUUUUUGAUGCUGUCAGUCAAAUUUUCACCUGGAUCGGAACCAAAGCGUCCAAGGAAGAGAAACGCAUGGGUCUCCAGAUCGCUCUCGAGUAUCUAGCCUCUACUGGUCGCUCUCUUACACUUCCUAUCAGCCGCGUUGUCGAGGGAGGCGAAGGCCAGACCUUUAAAUCCAUGCUGGAUCAGUAAUUUACUUAUCUGCAAGGUAUAAAAACAGUUGCUCUUAUUCUUUUCAUCAGUUGUAUCAUGCCGAUUUGGACGACAAUACGAGUGAUCAAGACUUUUUUGAAAUACUAAAGUUGCAAUAAACAUUUUUAUCCC